AGGUAUUUAAAAUCGUCACGAGAGUGCAUGAGAGUGUUGUGGUUGUGUGUGGUUGUGGUUUUUGGAUGUUGUGUGUGUGUGGAGUUUGUUUUGAGUGCCUCGAAGAUCAUCAACAACGUAGCAGCUAGGAGGCUAGUAAAAAGUUGUUUUUGUUGUUUCGAAGCACAAUUGACAGCUGACCACAGAUCCCCAGCGUCUAUAGAAAGUGAUAAUCUGACAAGUUUGUUGCCUCACGGAGUAGUUUUUGAUACUGUAACCAGGAAAAACAUCAACAUGAUCUACGUACGAUGAUGUGUCUAUUACUACUACAUACAGUCCUAACUAACAUGACAAGCAAGGAUGGAUUUCUUCGGCUUUGACCUGUGAAUAUGACUACUACUACCAUACCUAUUAGAAGAAAUUGUGAAGACAACAGGAUGAAUAAUUUUUGUGAAGUAAAGUGUGAUAAUAUGCCUUUGAAUGAUAAUUUUCGGACAGCGAGUCGGCCAACAGCACUUGCUGUUGAGCCAUGCUACAAUGACAACCAUAAGAACAACAACAUUCCCUUAACAAUAGAAUCUAUGGCAAUCUCGUCCUCAUCAGAUGCUAACCCAUCAAUCCCGAUUCCAGAAAACACGAACAAAAAGCGCCGCAGAAGAAAGAAACAAAGAUCAUCGAUAAAUGGAUACAACAACAAAUUUGAAGAUGUGUACAUGAUGACUGAUGAUUUGUUAGGUCAAGGGGCAUAUGCCAGUGUCAAGACUUGUAUACAUGUCCAGACUGGAAAACACUAUGCUGUUAAGGUUAUUGAAAAGCGAUCUGGAAACAGUCGAAGUAAAGUGUUCCGUGAGGUUGAGACGUUGUACCAUUGUCAAGGCCACAAGAAUAUCUUGCAACUGUUUGAAUUCUUUGAGGAAGAUGACCGCUUUUUCUUGGUAUUUCCCAAGAUGGAAGGCGGUGCUCUUCUGGACCACAUCGAACGGCGCAAGACAUUCACAGAGUAUGAAGCUAGUAUCGUUGUGCGGGACAUUGCGUGUGCCCUGCAGUUCCUCCACCAUAAAGGUAUUGCCCACCGAGAUUUAAAGCCAGAGAACAUUUUAUGUGAAAGUCGACACUCAAUUUCACCCAUUAAGAUUUGUGACCUCGGGCUUAGCAGUCGCAUGCAACUAGAUAUGAAGUGCAAUUCCCCAGUAACCACCCCAGAGCUUCUCACCCCUGUUGGAUCUGCCGAAUACAUGGCUCCCGAGAUUGUCAAUGCCUUCAUUGACGAUGAGCUUACUACCUCGUACGACAAGCGGUGCGAUUUGUGGAGCCUUGGUGUCAUCCUCUAUAUUAUGUUGAGCGGGCAACCGCCAUUCACGGGUACUUGCGGAGAGGAGUGUGGAUGGGAGCGUGGGGAACCUUGCUCGGAUUGCCAGCACAUGCUGCUCCAGAGUAUCCAGGAUGGAGUUUAUGAAUUUCCACCAGGUGAAUGGGGCGGCAUCUCGGAUGAAGCCAAAGACUUGAUAACUCAUUUGUUGGUGCGUGAUGCUCGUCAGCGUUACACAGCCAGUAUGGUGCUAGAACAUCCAUGGGUUAAAAUGGCUCCCACCACACCUCUGCUGACACCCUCUAUAAUGAAACGUAACAACAGUGCAAAAGAUUUAUCGCAGUUUGCAGCAGAUGCUGUCGCAGUAAACAGGAUGGUCUCGCAAUACGAAAACUACACUACUCUUCCGGCUAUUGUUGAUGAAAGAGAACGAUCUGGUCCAGAUGAAGCUGGUACAAGCCCCGAGACAGAGCAGUCUGAGGCCAGCAGUGCAGGCUUCUGUAUGAGGUUGUCUCCCCCAGGGAGCUCGAGCCUGGCAAGACGCCGAGCUGCUGUUCGUAGUACAAGUAGUGAAUUGGGUGGAAUAUCUUUUGAGAUCUAGAAAAAGUCAUUGAAAGUUUUUAAAAGAUACUUAAAAUGUACAAAAUACCUGACCAUUUGAAUUAGAUACUCUAACUCUAUCUUGUACAAAGUAAUUUAAUAUUCACUGAAAAAAAAAUAAUCUAUUUUGAUGUUACUGAUAUUUUAAUGAUACUUUUGGAAAGAGUGCCUUUAAGAAUUUAAUUUUGAAUUAACAUUCCCUAGCACACUAUCUUUAUUAUUUGCCAGCAAUGAUCUUGUGUGUUGCGCUUGAUUUGUGCGUUACUGUUUUCCUUUGUCAAUUUGAGUGUUGGCAAGUUGCUUGGUCGUCUUAAGGCUUACAUAGCUUUGUAUUUUAAAGAUAUCGAAAAUAAGAUUCUUUUAUCCACUUUAAUCUGUUUCUUUAGUAAAGGUCUAUUGGAUGAAGUUUCUUGUCCACCUUGACCUAUGUGUUCUAUUUGGUCAUAUUUGCAAUCAGUUCUUUUAUCAAUUUACUCUUUGUUGCCUAUUUCUUCUGUAUUGAUAUUGUACAUUGAUACUGAUUUGUACAUAAAAGCUAAAAAACUUUUGUACAGAGUUUUCCAAAAGGAAAUGGUACCACAUUGUGUCCAGGCAGGCUACGUUUGUAGGAUUGCGAAGUAUGUUAGCAGAGACAUUGAUUUGUCCGUAAAUGAGAAAUUUAUCAAGACAUACAUUUUUAUUUUCAUAUUAAAUAUUGAAGUGUUGUGAGUGGUUUGUAAAUAAAUGGUUCUAAUGGAAUAUUUUGAUCAGUUCUUGCCAUUACAAUAUUUCUGGUGUUUUAUUAUAACAAGUCUUCCUUGUUUGAACAGGGAGCUCAAAAUUCCAUUUUGUGUUGUAUUUUAGGUAAAUGUUAUUUGUUGCAGGAGCAAGGAGUUUAAUCUUCGUUGUGAAUGUUGAUGACAUAACUUCUAUCUUUAUUUGACAGUUGGUUUGUUUAGCUCAAUUAUGUAAUGGUAAGAAAGUGUUUGACAGAGAAAUGGGAUGACAGUGGAACAUUAAACAAUCUUGCAUAUCAAUUUUUAAUUAUAGAUCCGUAUGUAUAAAAGUUUAUGGAAGGAAUUUCAAAAGGUAUCUAGGUCUUCUAUUUGUUUUUAAGAAUUUUGGCAUUAAAUUAUAAAAAAAAGUAUUUAGUUUCAUAAGCACAAGUUUGCACUUGAAAUUUCAGACAGUAUUAUGUAGUGUUCAAAGUAAAGGUGUUGUGGUGGCCUUAAGCAGAAUAAGACAGAUAAUGGUUGCAUUCAUUGUUGUUUUGUGAAAUUAAUGUUAAUACAGUAUGGUGAAUCAACUUGAUAUCUUACUAUAUUGGCUAAUUUUCAUAAAUUUCUGCCUUUGCUGGUAGAAAUUGUUUGUAAUCUCUGUCCAGUAAUACAAGGGUGUAAGCCAAUAAAUGUGUAUGUACAUUGGUUGUGCUUCUCAUCCAAUUUAAAGACUAGAAAACAUAAGCCAUGGCAUAACCUCAGGAAUUUAAGCUUUACUUAAAAUUAAGAAUAAAUUAUGGUGCAAAGGAGAUAGUGGUUCUCGGACAAAAGGAGUUUCAAUUUAGUCUAGAUUUCCUAUUUUUAUUUUAUUGAUGUAGCUAUUUGCGACCGUGCAAUGUUUUUGAACUAGUUAUACUAGAUAAAGCCCACAUUUAAUUUCAGUUAAUGUAUGCAUAGAGAAUUGUUUUUUGGAAUGUCUUAAAAUUUGUUCGACUCAAUAAAUAUUAAAAGAAAUUGUA
Messenger RNA from Anneissia japonica, 3605 nucleotides. RefSeq names its product MAP kinase-interacting serine/threonine-protein kinase 1-like. The record is from RefSeq and is a predicted model, not a curated record. The transcript is spliced from 8 exons. Lineage: Eukaryota; Metazoa; Echinodermata; Crinoidea; Comatulida; Comatulidae. The coding region runs from base 369 to 1889 and encodes 506 amino acids. Gene Ontology annotation, molecular function: ATP binding; calmodulin binding; calcium-dependent protein serine/threonine kinase activity. Gene Ontology annotation, cellular component: nucleus; cytoplasm. Gene Ontology annotation, biological process: protein autophosphorylation; intracellular signal transduction; peptidyl-serine phosphorylation.